Molecule: messenger RNA, 2664 nt
Organism: Glossina fuscipes
Lineage: Eukaryota; Metazoa; Arthropoda; Insecta; Diptera; Glossinidae
Product: glutactin
Exons: 7
Coding region: 23-2500 (825 amino acids)
Source: RefSeq, a predicted model, not a curated record
UUUAUUCAGGGCUGACGGCAACAUGUUAUUCGGGCAAAGAAGUUUGCAAUGCUUCGUAUUCUGCAUAUUAUUGCUAACUUUAUUAAAAGGGUUUGCUUUAGGACACAGUCUAUAUGACGACGAUGUAUACGAUGAUUAUUCAAAUGGAAACUUUAACGUUAUGAAUCAUGUUGAAUAUGAUCCUUUAGAACAAUAUAACUCAGAAAGAACCUAUAAAACUCAGCCUGAGAGCCAGUUCGAACCGCGUCCAAAUUUUGAAAUACAGCUAAAAUCAGAAGAUAACUCCAAACCUCAAGAGAAUAUAUAUGAAAUCCAUAGUGGCGUAGUUCUGCCACAAUAUAAUUAUAAUGAAUCCAUAGAAAAAAAUUAUGAACCAGAAGAAGAACACCAAUAUGAAAGUCAAAAUGAGCUUGAUAGCCAGAGUGAUAGCCACGAGCAUUCAAUUGAAGAAAAUCGCUACAUAUCCGAUAAUAAUCAUUCUGAUGUGAAGGACAGAAACUUUGAGAAUUUUGAGCAAAAUAAUUCUGAACAAGAUAAUUAUUAUACGCCCCAGGAAAAUUAUUUCUCACCAGAAAAUAUGCCCCCAAUAUACCAACCGCUGCUACCUCAAUCCCAAGCAGAAUUCCAAAACUCUGCUAUAAUAGCCGUGCCACGUUUAAGUGAGGUUCGCGGUAUUUAUGCAUAUAAAAUGAUUAAAGGCCGACCUAUUAAUGCAUAUUUUGGCCUACGAUAUGGCUCGGUGAACUCAAAAUUAGGAAGAUUUCAAAAAGCAUCGCCCCCAGAAAACCUUCUAAAUAUAAUUAACGCCAGAGAGGAACCUCCCGCUUGUCCACAAUUUCCUGAAAUCGCAAUCAUUAAUGAUCGAGAGAAACGAGGUGAAAAAAUCGAUGAUUGCCUAACAUUGAAUAUUUACUCUCCUUCGCAAAAGGGUUCAUAUCCGGUCUUGGUAUUCGUACAUGGAGAAAUGUUAUUUGACGGAAGCGCGGCCGAAGGACAACCUGAUUACUUUUUGGAACAUGAUAUUGUAUUAGUUACAAUUAACUAUCGUUUAGCACCCUUCGGUUAUUUAACUACACUGACGGAAGCGAUGCCCGGCAACGUUGCUUUGGCCGACAUACAAAUGGCUUUAGAAUGGAUACAAGAGUAUAUUAGACCUUUCAACGGUAAUCCCGAUUCAGUGACUCUAAUGGGCCAAGCUGGUGGAGCUACUUUAAUACACGCUCUCAGUAUUAGCGGCAAGGCUCAAGGCUUAUUCCAUAAAUUAAUAUUGCAAUCUGGCACUGCUCUGAAUCCUUAUUUUUUGGAUGAACAACCGUUAAACACUUUGCGAAAUUUUGCUCAUUAUGCACGCUGCUCAACUUUACAUACCAUAGAAAGCUUUGUCAGUUGUUUCGAACAUAUGAGCACUACCGAUUUGCUCAAAGUAUUUAAAACAUUCUUUGAGAUUAAUGAACCUCGAGGCUUAGCCUUCAAUAGUGCCUUCAAGCUUGUAAUCGGUGAUCACUUAGGUUAUCUACCACAACAUCCUGCGACACUGGUAAGCAACAAUGCAUAUCCUACAUUAAUUGGUGUUACUAAAGAUGCAGGUGCUUUUAUAAUGUCUCGAUUUUACAAUCAACUAUCUGUUGUACAUUCAGCAAACAUUUCGGAUUACACUACUGCGGUUCUGAAACAUAUUACACAAACCCGUCAUUAUCGGAUUUGGAGGUAUUGGGCACUGGAGCACAUUUUUACUUCAGAAGAUAUGCGCAAUCCCACAUUGAGCAGUGUAGCUCAUAAAUUACUAGAGCUAGUAAACUUGGUUUUAUAUCGUGGCCCUGUUAUUGACAGCAUACGCGAUAUCACAAAAAACUAUCCAAUAUAUAUGUAUUGUUUUGACUAUCGUGGUGAAUAUCAUCGUUUUGGUCAUCUGCGAAAUCCUUUACCUUUUGAAGUAGACGCCACUCUUAGCGAUGAUAACAUUUUCCUAUUUCCUUAUCCUAUUGAGGUUAGUCAACUUAAUGAAAAAGACAGGACUAUGGCCCGCACUAUGGUUACGAUGUGGGUUAAUUUCGCUUAUCACAAUAUACCCAAUUUUAAUGAGGGAGUAUGGCCUAAUAUUUCUACGGAAUAUGGCCCGUUCUUGCGUUUCACCAACUCUAAAGAAAUCGGACUGGAACUUGACUAUCAUUUUGCAGAGGGCAUACCCGUACCAAAUUUGUAUCCGGAAUAUUUCACUAACACAACAACCACAACAACUAGUGCCACUACAACUACUAAAAAGCUCAACUAUCCUAAUUAUUCACAGCAUCCCAAUUAUCCCCUAUAUCCGAAUUAUCUCUAUAACCACCGCUCGCAGUCACUGUUAAGUCAUUACAAGGCACAUGAACAUGUCUUGCAGGACCAAAGUUAUGAAACUCAUGCCGGAAAUAAAAUGAGAACAAAUAAUUACCCUCAAAACUCUACGUACGUUCAAAGCCGUAUGUCACCCAAUUUUAGUAAUGGUUAUGGUAAUCAUUGAACGCAUCGUUAAUAAACUUCUGAGUUUAUAAAUCAGUAAAUUAAAGCAAAUCGACCGAACGGCAUACAAACCAGAACACGUUGCUGUAACCAUCUAUUUAUAGUUUAAUGUGUGCGUUUAAAAAUGUUAGAAAUAAAAUUAUUCUUUUUCAAAUAAAUAACGCU